Micropterus dolomieu (smallmouth bass) is the source of this 637-nucleotide messenger RNA. Its product is annotated as protein angel homolog 2-like. NCBI's taxonomy places the organism in Eukaryota, Metazoa, Chordata, Actinopteri, Centrarchiformes, Centrarchidae. Gene Ontology annotation, biological process: 3'-UTR-mediated mRNA stabilization. The record is from RefSeq and is a predicted model, not a curated record. The transcript is spliced from 3 exons. Gene Ontology annotation, molecular function: 3'-5'-RNA exonuclease activity; mRNA 3'-UTR binding. The annotation marks the transcript as partial.
AUCCUGUGUCUUCAAGAAGUCCAGGAGGACCACUAUGAAAACCAGAUCAAACCUGCUCUACAGGCACUAGGUUACCAGUGUGAGUACAAGAAGCGAACAGGAAGUAAACCAGACGGUUGUGCUGUUAUCUUUAAAACCUCCCGCCUGUCGCUCCUUUCCUUCAAUCCCGUUGAGUUUUUCCGCCCCGGUGACGCCCUCCUCGACCGGGAUAACGUGGGACUGGUUGUGCUGCUGCAACCUAACGACACCGUGGGCCAGUCAGAUCCCUCCACCUUCAUCUGCGUCGCCAACACUCACCUCCUCUACAACCCUCGCCGUGGUGACAUUAAGCUGGCCCAGCUGGCGAUCCUAUUGGCUGAGAUCAGGAAGCUGUCCUGCCUCCCGGACGGGUCGACCAAUCCGGUUGUGCUGUGUGGGGACUUUAACUCCACCCCCUGGAGUCCGCUGUACAGCUUUCUGACCACAGGCCGCCUGGAGUACCGAGGACUGCAGAUCGGCAUGGUGUCGGGACAGGAAAACAUCCCCAGAGGUCAGCGUCUCCUCACGUCUCCAAUCUGGUCUCACAGUCUGGGAAUCAACCAUCAGUGUCAGUACAGGAACAAAUCCUCUGCUGAGUCCUCCCCCAGCAGCCCCACAG